CGCAUAUAUUAAUAUUAAUCGGGUACGUGACUUUCAGCUCGAGCGGUGCUAUCCUUGUAGAGACCCUACAUACAUACUUCGUCCUCCUCCCCUCGUGCACGGAUUGGUUUCGUCGCCAUGUUAACAUCAACUCACCGUAGGACACGAGCGAGAUGACGGAGUCGCCUGUCAUACCCUUACCCCUGACGCAGAACUUCCCGCGUUCUCAAUCCAUGAUCGUGUCAAAGGGACCAGAACUAGAGAAAUGGAAAUCAAGAGUGCCUGUAGCCGGGGACUCUCCCAUGGUUCCUAAGCCACUUUUCUCGUCUUCCAAAUGUGUUGUCGAGGCAGAGACAGCGCCGCCAUCAGUAGACCCGGCGACCUUUCCAGUGUCGCCAGUGAGCACUUUCGUAGCCACCGCGGGUCCAACGCCAAUAUCGCCGUCGCCGUCGCUGUUUCCUUUGCCCCCGGGCGCAGAUGGCAUUGUUGCAAGUCCUGUAGGAAUAACGGCGCCGGGUUCCUUGCAUCCAUCAAAUUCGAUAAACUCGGUAAUUACAAGCAGUUCGAUUUAUUCUCAAAGCACUACUGGCAAUGCGAGGCCAUCAAUAAGGCCGCGCCCAGCAAGCUCGGUUUACUCGCAGAAUACUCUUCCGACAGUGGGAGUAACGGCAAUGGCAACAUCGUCACCACGGACGCCUACCAUGACGAAUUGGUCGUCAGCCCUGCCUGGUUUACCUCUCGCAGAGGUGCAAGCACACCAGCAACCCCAAAUUAUGGCGCCUAUGGAGCGUGUCGUCGAGGAGCCGCAACCAUCGCCUCAACAAUUCCAGCCUCAAAUACAAGUCCCCAGACUGCGAAGUCCGAGCCUACCGCAAGAUCGGGGUAAUAGGAGAAGGACAUACUCCGGUCCACUGGGAGGAAGUGCAAAUAUGCAUGGGUUAGAAACGACUAGCAUUGGUAGCCGGCCGUUUGUGGAAAGCCCUGAGCCAGUAUCAUAUCCCGAACCGAGGGCAGCGGUCGUUGAAUAUGAAGGAAGAGAGUGGCAGCUACAGAAGCCAUCCGACAUACAUAAUAUCCCACCUAAAAACACCGUAUACCGGUCGCACGAGCCGGACAUCUCGAGGUCUGUAUCGUACGCUUAUCACAAGGCCAACAAAGAGUCGACGUCUUCAUCAUAUUCACAAACAAUGCGCAUACAUCGCGAUCCUGAUCCCACCUCGCCGCGUGCGAGCAUGGCGGAUUCGCACACACCGAUCCGCGGACCUGGGCAGCGGUCUGGGUGGUGGAGCGACGAAGACGAGGACAUCGAGCAGGGACGGAGGAAUAGCUUCAGUUAUGCCGCGAUAGGCAUGAAAGAGAAGCCCGUCACUGAGGCAGGCCGCCAGCGAGCGAGGAAGAUCAAGAUCAUUGUGGGCGUUUCUAUACUUCUUGUUCUUGUUAUUGUGGGAGUCGUCGUGGGGGUUACUGUGAGCAUGCGGUAGCACGGGAGGAAAAGACACGCACAAACGUACGAAUUUACAGAAAGAACACAGAGAUUAUACACCUUGGUAUCUAUUUAGCGAGAGGUGCUGGAGUCAGCUUCAAAAGAUGUUGGCGUUAAUGGGUUUGGGAUAGAUGGGGCUGAGCGAUUGUGUUCCAUCGGAGUUGGGGAACUGGCCAAAUGUAUGGCUCACUUUGGAACCUAAUACAGAGCUGCACGAUACCUGACAAUUCAAAAUGAUACAAGUCCCGAUACCAUAUAAAACUCUUCUUCAAUUACUUCAUUUACAAUGUUGGUAACUGUAAU
This is a messenger RNA of Xylaria bambusicola, 1765 nucleotides long. RefSeq lists its product as uncharacterized. The coding region runs from base 153 to 1460 and encodes 435 amino acids. The record is from RefSeq and is a predicted model, not a curated record. Lineage: Eukaryota; Fungi; Ascomycota; Sordariomycetes; Xylariales; Xylariaceae. The transcript has a single exon.